ACGCGUAGCUCAUGCUGCAGUCCAUGGCCUCUGACAGCCUCACCGGUGACUGCCAUAAAAUGCUGUAAAACUUAACCUGUUACCAGCUAUCCUUCCUCUAUUAUAACCACAUUGAUACCGCUUCCAUAGUGUGCAAAUCACGAUCCUAAGUGCUAACUCAUCUAGUCCUCAUAACAACCUGUGACGUGGACAGUAUUAGUACCCCUCUGUAAGAAGUGAGAUGAGAAAACCAAGGCUUACAGGGACUGAGUGACUUGUGCAAAGGUCCACAGCUGGUAAGAGGCAGAAGCCACCAAUGUUAACUUCCUGAUUUUGAAGUUUGUAUUGUGAAUAUAUAGAAUGCCUUGUGGAAUAUUUGUAUUUUACGAUAAUACACACUAAAGUAUUCAUACACAAUGUGCUAUAACGUCAGCAACUUACUCUCAACUACUAGGAAAAAAGUUCAUGUCCUGUACUUGCUACUUUUAUAUAUAUAAGCUUGACAUGGUCUCAAAAUAAUAAUAAAAUGUAUAAAAUAUAAAACCCCUACACAUUAAAAAAUAUUUAAGCCCCUUUCCCCAGCUGCUGGUAAGGUGUUCGGUUCUUCCGAGGAAGCUAAGGCCUCAUUGGGGUGAGGCCCUCACUUCAUCCGGCGACUAGCACCGCUCCUGGAAGCACUUGCCCACCACUCGCCCACACCAUGGCCUCGGAGCUCGCCUGUAUCUACUCGGCCCUUAUCCUGUACAAUGAUGAGGUGACAGUGAUGGAAGAUAAGGUCAACGCCUUCAUUAAAGCAGCUGGUGUAAAUGUUGAACCUUUCUGGCCAGGCUUGUUUGCAAAGGCUCUGGCCAAUGUCAACACUGGGAGCCUCAUCUGCAAUAUAGGGGCUGGUGGAUUUGCCCCAGCAGCUAGUGCUACACCAGCAGAAGGUCCUGCCCCCUCCACCACUGCUGCCCCAGCUAAGGAGAAGAAAGUGGAAGCAAAGAAAGAACAAUCUGAGGAGUCUGAUGGUGACAUGGGCUUUGGUCUUUUUGACUAAAGCUUCUGUGUAACAUAUUCACUAAAAGAGUGAUCUCUGUUAAAAAAAAAAAAG
Molecule: messenger RNA, 1072 nt
Organism: Miniopterus natalensis
Lineage: Eukaryota; Metazoa; Chordata; Mammalia; Chiroptera; Miniopteridae
Source: RefSeq, a predicted model, not a curated record